Molecule: messenger RNA, 273 nt
Organism: Akanthomyces muscarius
Lineage: Eukaryota; Fungi; Ascomycota; Sordariomycetes; Hypocreales; Cordycipitaceae
Exons: 2
Coding region: 1-273 (90 amino acids)
Source: RefSeq, a predicted model, not a curated record
AUGACUCAAAAUAGCCAACUCGUCAUUGCUCCGCUGCACAGUACCGCGCCAGUCAGGCUGGAGCUUACACGCAACUACGUCUCUGCAGAUCCUACACUACAGGAUGCAGGAGUGAUCCCUUCGAUUCGCAAAGCCCCGGCCUCCUCCAUUUCGCUCGCUCGUUACGGGAUCCGGAACAACAUGCGGCAUAAGCAAGUAAAAAGGGACGAAAAGUCUGCAGACAGUAGAUCGGAUACCGGCCGCGGCGAGGCCUUUGUCUGUCCCGCGCGGUAA